This is a messenger RNA of Copidosoma floridanum, 799 nucleotides long. RefSeq names its product serine/threonine-protein kinase PAK 3-like protein (gene Pak). Gene Ontology annotation, biological process: protein phosphorylation. Gene Ontology annotation, molecular function: protein serine/threonine kinase activity; ATP binding. Lineage: Eukaryota; Metazoa; Arthropoda; Insecta; Hymenoptera; Encyrtidae. The record is from RefSeq and is a predicted model, not a curated record.
AAGCGAGUCCGUUUCUAGCAUCCCUGUAGAUAUGCGUCCAUUACCGAAAGAACCUGACGUUGAUGACCGAAAGAAAAAAAAUAGUAGAAGUAAAAUGAAAACAAAGGAUAAUAAAGACAAGCCUAAUAUCAGCUACCCUACUAAUUUUGAACACACAGUACACGUGGGAUUUGAUGCUGUUACUGGAGAAUUUACACUGCCUCUGAAAGGUAUGCCUGAAGCAUGGGCAAGAUUGCUAAUGUCUAGUAAUAUUAGCAAACAAGAACAGAAGAAAAAUCCUCAAGCUGUUUUAGAUGUCUUAAAUUGGUAUGACAAUAGUAGUAAGGAAGUAAAAGGAUCUAAAUUCAUGACUACAAUAAAAACAUAUGGAGCUUUAGAUUCAUGUAAUGGAGGAACGUUUCAAACGACACUAGAAAGAGCUCAAAGUCCUCGCAAUUUAACUGGAGUAACAUUUCAUUCAACAAACAUACGUAAUCAAAUAACAUCGCAAACUUCUGGAAGCUUACACUCCCAGCACUCGUCCAGCAGAUUAAGCAGCAGCAGUCCGAGUAGUACACCAACAGAUGCUUGCGCAACUAGUUCUGAACAAGAAGAUGAUUCUCCACCACCUCCACCAGUUUCUGAAAGACCUGAACGUACAAAAUCAAUAACGAUUCUGUGCUUAAGUGAUGACUUAUUGGAAGCCAGGUUGAGUACAUCUAGUGUCCUAGAAAGUUCCUCGCUAGGCUCCAUCCACUUAUUGAUUCUCACAAACGUGAUCAACUUCUCUGAGCAGAACUAUUCUAUUUCUAAAUGGUGA